AUGCAUUUUCUCGUCUAUUUUGCACCCACUGGUGAACGUACAAUUUAUCACAAUGAAGAAAACGUCGAAAAAUUAAAAGUCCAAGAUCUUAUUGACUGGAUUUCUGAGCGAUUUCAUUUUGAAACGAGUAAUGGCGAAAUAGAUAAUCGACGUUUGUCAUUAUUGUACGAAAAUACUGAAAUACAACCAACUUGGUUUGUUCAAGAUAUAAACAUACGUUUUGGAGCAACAGUGAGAUGUGUUGUCAUUGAAGUCUUACUUGAAAAAACAAAAACGAAACUUGCAUAUCGUAUCCCUGAGUAUCGUCUCUUUUUACCUAUUCGAAAUGAAACAUUUGAUGUAUUUGAUUCAACUCUACAUCCCAUUGAAACAACUAUUCUUCAAUUACGAGUUGUUGCUAGUAGAAAAUCCGGUUUACCAUUAUCAGCGUUUCGUCUAAUUAAUGAUAGAAACAAUGAAUUAUUUGAUCAUAUAAGAUUAUCACAAUACGAUAUAGAUUUUCGUGCAACAUUAGAUAUACAAACAUGGACUGGGUGGUCGGAUUUUUUUACUUAUGCAAUGAAAGGAUAUACAAAAGCUGUACUGAAACUGCUUAGUUCAGACGAACUUGUUCGACAAUAUAUGCUUCAAGUUGCUUUAUAUAUUGCUGCUCAUUAUGGAAAUGUUGAUUUAGCUCGAGCUUUACUUCAAGCAGGAGCACGUGCGGAUCGUCCAGUAGGCCAUCAUCCGUCUCGUCAAUGGUGUUCAUCUGAAUCUCCUCAUCCUGAAUAUUUUCGUUGUCCUGUACAUGAAGCUAUUACGUCUCAACAAGUUGGUAUUGUUCUUCUAUUUGGCUGUCGUGAGGCGUCUAUAUUUCUAAAACCUGAUGGUUACGGUGUAAAACCAUGGAGAUUAGCGUUGCGUCAAGAAGUUAGUGAAAAACAACGUGAAAUAGCGUUGUUUAUUCUAUCGAAACAAUUUGGUGACGUGCAACUAUCAAAUAACAUCACACUACCUCAUCGUCAUAUUUACGCAUUUAAACAAUGGGCAGAAAGAGCACGCGAACGUGUAUAUGCUAAGCAUGGUUUAAGUUUUAGUUCAUUAAAACGUAAACCAUUAAUAAAGAAUGGUGAAUCAUUGCUAGGCUAUAAAGUGUUAGUUGAUGGUUUUAACAAUGAUUUUCAAGAUUAUUAUUCAACUGCUGAAUAUGCAAAAGAAAAAGUACGUCCAGCAUACGUCGUACUUGAUGAAAGAGAAAAGAAUAGAUUGAAAAAUAUCGAAACACAGAUGAAAAACUUUAUUACAUCGGGUCCAACACCUGCAAAACAAGUUGCAGUAAAUCUAACAUCCAAUCAUUCUAUAAAAGGUGCAAUACCAUCAGAUGCAAUUACACAUACAGGAGGAACUAAUGUAGGAAAAAAACUAUGGACUAUGGUUGCGAACUAUUAUCAUUUGGAAUCAUUUCUUCUUCGAAAUGCUAUUGAUCUCAUUGAAGCAAGUCUUAUUACCGAUGAAUCAACACCGCCUCCAAAUCGGCAGAAUGCUCAAGGGCUAGCUCCUCUAGCAGCUAGUCGUGUAUCGUCAUCAAUUUCAUCGAAUUCAACAGCAAAUGCUUAUCUUCCAAUUCGUAUUCGUUUAUUUGUUGAACGAUUUCGUCUAAUAAAAGAAAUGAUGUAUAAUGCAGAUAAAGACGGUCGAACCCUACGUCAUUUGAGUGGUGUCGAAUGGGCUAGAGUAAAACGUGGCCAGGGUAAUGAGUGGCAAACUCAACGAGCGAGUACAGGUCACGUUUUAAAAGCCAAACAGAGCCAAGCUAAAUUAAAAGCAAAAAAGAAAGCCGUGACUAUUCGACUACCUGACAUUCGACAAGAAUCUUCGUCAGGAAAAAUACCUUUACCUAAAGACCGACACAAAGUUGAUUAUCGUUUUAUUUUGCGUGGCAACGAUAGACUUUAUCAUGAAAUAAUGUAUGAUUGGGAACGAGCAGCUGAUUUAAAGCUGCCAUCAUUAUCCAUACGUAGUCUAACUGAAGCAACUAAAUUUCAACGAAAAUCUUGGAUGCGCCAAGUUGGAGCCGCUCUUCAGUUUUCGAGAAAUCGUACUCGUCGAGUAUUUCAACGGGUGACUUAA
Molecule: messenger RNA, 2109 nt
Organism: Rotaria socialis
Lineage: Eukaryota; Metazoa; Rotifera; Eurotatoria; Philodinida; Philodinidae
Source: the annotation of a GenBank genome assembly